This is a messenger RNA of Vigna unguiculata (cowpea), 512 nucleotides long. The record is from RefSeq and is a predicted model, not a curated record. NCBI's taxonomy places the organism in Eukaryota, Viridiplantae, Streptophyta, Magnoliopsida, Fabales, Fabaceae.
ACAAGGAACAUGAUCUUAUAAGUUCAUUUUCGUUUGUGUUGCAAUAGAAACCUUCCACAAAAAUGGUAUCCAUCAAAGCUUAUCACACAGUAGUUCCAAAUGAACCAACUCCAGAGGGUUUUCAAUGGCUGUCUGAGCCUGAUCAAAUGGCGAUUCAGAGCCAUACCCAGACCAUCUAUGUUUACAAUGCAAAGCACAACCAUGACGCAUUAGUUGAACACAUAAGAAACUCUCUUAGCAAGAUUUUGUGUUACUACUAUCCAGUGGCUGGUAGAUUGAGAAAGUUAGAAGAAGGUGGCAGAUUGGAAUUGAAUUGUAAUGCAAAAGGAGCGGUGUUGAUUGAAGCAGAAUCCACAAAAACAGUGCAUGAUUAUGGUGACUUUAUGGGUGACUCCGCCAAGGACUUGGUUCCAAAAGUUGAUUACACAAACACCCCAAUUGAGGAACUUCCCUUGUUAGUAGAUUUAAUAAAAUCACCUGAUACUUGGCAUAUACUAAACAUGGAUAUCUAG